AUGUCAAAUAAGACCGCUGAAGAAGUUGAAGAACAAAUGCAGGCGCUCAAGGUGGUGGUUAUCCUCGUCUUUACUGCGACCUUCAAUUUCGUUGCAGCUGCUCUCCUAUUCAUUUACAGACCGAAAGAGGUGCAAAAGGCGCCAAUAUUGCUUGCUGGCGGGGUAGUAUCUGCUCUUGCUCUAUUAUUUGCUAUUGGAAUAGUAGUAUAUUUCGUUAAAAGGCCACCCAAAACUCAGUCUAUGCAGGAAGCUAAUGCGCGGCUAGUGAGCGCGUAAGU
Strongylus vulgaris is the source of this 278-nucleotide messenger RNA. The record is from the annotation of a GenBank genome assembly. NCBI's taxonomy places the organism in Eukaryota, Metazoa, Nematoda, Chromadorea, Rhabditida, Strongylidae.